ACGCUGAACCGCAGCCCCUUCUCAUUUCCAGCCCCGCAGAUCUCCAUUUUCUUCUUUCCCCAUAUUCAAGAGCAGAAGAGUAAAGAUUUGGAAAAAUGAAUGAAGAAUACGACGUUAUCGUCCUGGGCACCGGGCUCACGGAAUGCAUUCUAUCAGGCAUCAUGUCAGUGAAGGGGAAGAAGGUUCUGCACAUGGACCGCAACUCCUACUACGGCGCUGAGAGUGCCUCCAUCACACCUCUGGAAGAUCUCUACAAGCGUUUCAACCUUCCUGGCAAGCCUCCUGAGUCAAUGGGAAAAGGCCGGGACUGGAAUGUGGACCUCAUCCCAAAAUUUCUCAUGGCCAACGGUCAACUGGUCCGCAUGCUGCUGAUCACACAGGUGACCCGCUACCUGGAUUUCAAAGUGAUUGAAGGCAGUUAUGUGUACAAGGGUGGAAAAAUCUAUAAAGUCCCCUCUACUGAGACUGAGGCUCUGGCAUCUAGUCUGAUGGGAUUGUUUGAGAAACGGCGCUUCAGAAAGUUCCUGAUCUUCAUCGCCAACUUUGACGAGAACGACCCAAAGACGAUGGAGGGUGUGGACCCCCAAAAGACAACGAUGAGGGCCAUUUUCCAGAAGUUUAGCCUGGGCCAGGAAGUCAUCGACUUCACCGGCCACUCCCUUGCACUCUACCGCACAGACGAUUACCUGGAUCAACCUUGCAUUGACGCGAUAAACAGGAUAAAGCUGUACAGCGAGUCUCUGGCCAGAUAUGGCAAGAGCCCAUACCUCUACCCUCUGUACGGCCUGGGAGAGCUGCCACAAGGCUUUGCCAGACUGAGUGCUAUCUACGGGGGGACCUACAUGUUGAACAAGCCCAUAGAAGAGAUCGUGGUGGAGAAUGGGAAGGUGGUGGGAGUCAAGUCUGAGGGGGAGAUUGCAAGGUGCAAGCAGCUGAUUUGCGACCCCAGCUACAUGAUGGAUCGUGCCUCCAAAGUGGGUCAGGUGAUCAGAGUCAUCUGCAUCCUGAGUCAUCCCAUCAGCAACACUGGCGAUAUCAACUCUUGCCAAAUCAUCAUCCCCCAGAACCAGGUCAACAGGAAGCACGACAUCUACGUUUGUAUGAUCUCCUUUGCUCACAACGUGGCAGCACAGGGUAAAUAUAUUGCCAUUGUCAGCACCACAGUGGAGACGAGCGACCCUGAGAAAGAGAUCAAGCCGGCCCUGGACUUACUGGAGCCCAUUGAGCAGAAGUUUGUCAGCGUUAGCGACCAGUAUGGACCCACUGACAUGGGCACUGACAGCCAGAUCUUCAUCUCCCGUACUUAUGAUGCAACGACUCACUUUGAGACCACCUGUGAUGACAUCAAGGACAUCUACCGGAGGAUGACAGGCUCAGAAUUUGACUUUGCCGAAAUGGAGCGCAAGAAGCAGGAUAUCUUCGGCGACGCCGCAGAGUAGAGGCGACAGUCCGCAACACUCCUGAACAUCAAAGACAAGGCUGCCGACAACUGAAAUCUUACAAAAAAUAGAAAACCUACACACAUAUGUACACACCAACGGGCCAGCAGAUUAUCCAAGUAUAAUGUUUGCCCAUUGGAGAAGUUCAUGAUAUAUAGAGAGAUAUGAUAUAGUAUUGUUGGAUAGGGUUCAGGGAGGGAGCUAUGCUUUUCCAGAUCACAUUCAGGAGGAUGUUGCACUAAACACUGGUUAUGCCUGAUAGACAAUAACGCCCUACAUUCUUCUGAUUCAUUGUGUUAAGAAUGAUGCAUAGUCCAAAGAUGCCAAAUCAAGUGAUAAUUCAUAAUCAGUAUCUUGAAAAGAGUGUCCUGGGAUGGGAUGGGGGAUGGGGGGAGGGAUUUUUCUGUCAUUGUGUAAAAGGUUCUGGAAGACAUACAUCAUCUACACAUGCGACACAUCGUCUCUGCGGGUAUUUUUCCACGUCAGCUUAAAAGAGAAGUGGCUUGGCUUUGUGCAUCUGUGUUAAAUCAUACGAGUACCUGGGUGUUCCUCAUAGGUUGUGGCAGCUGGAGCACCUUCAGGCCAGCAGCAGCACACAGCCGUGCAGAGCGGCCCCUCCGCUGUCACAUCUUAUGUCAGAUUUUGUGCAACAAAGUGGUCUAGCGUUUUUUUUUGGCUUGGACUUUUGGUGUAUUUUUUUAAUUUUUAAACCCCAGUAUUGUCAGAUGGUAAAUUGUAAGCCAGGCCACAGCAGCAAGUGUAGUUCAGCAUAAACUACCUGAACCUGUUUUCAACAGCUUGAGUUACUACGAUGCAUCAGAGGAGAUAUAUUAGUUCCCGUAUUAUGCAAAACGAUGGAAGACCCGAGCAUUAACAGCAGAUUUAUGGCGAAUGUGGUUCACUGUAAUUGCUUAAGAAGGACCAAAUGUGUACUGCAGCAGUAUUGAACUGAUUAGAGCCCUGUGAUGUCUUCUGUUUUGAACAACUGUAAAAAAAUAAAAAUAAAUCUUGGGCUCAAAUGA
Messenger RNA from Stegastes partitus (bicolor damselfish), 2461 nucleotides. It is a transcript of the gene gdi2, whose product is annotated as GDP dissociation inhibitor 2. Gene Ontology annotation, molecular function: Rab GDP-dissociation inhibitor activity. Gene Ontology annotation, biological process: small GTPase-mediated signal transduction; protein transport; vesicle-mediated transport. The record is from RefSeq and is a predicted model, not a curated record. The transcript is spliced from 10 exons. Lineage: Eukaryota; Metazoa; Chordata; Actinopteri; Pomacentridae. Gene Ontology annotation, cellular component: cytoplasm. Bases 96 to 1439 code for a protein of 447 amino acids.